CUGAAGCUGUUCCCCUCAGUCUAACGUCAUCACGGAGCAUUCAAGAGUAUUAUAAACAUUAGAUAUUAUUAUUUUUAUCUGUGUAAUGAGUGUGUAAUUAUCAGUUAAUAAAACAAAUUGAAAAACGUGUAACUUUAGUUUUAAAGGAGCGGUAGCCUGCGAAAAGAAAAAGAACUCAUUGGGAGAAAUUUUUACUAUAGCUCCAAGUCUGUUGCUUCUUAUAAACCAACAUGACUGCUCCAAUUAAUACUGCUAUGGAUAAUUUGUGUGCUGCUCAAAAGUCCAACAUUAUACCAAAUCAGGAGUACUUGCUGCAGGGAUCUGUAGUGGACAAAUCCGUAGAGGUAUUGCUACAUAGGCUUCGUGGCUUAUGUGACAAUGUGGAUAGUGGACCAGAGACCUUUAGUGAUCAUGAGAUGUGUUUCAGUAUUCGCAGAGGUUCCCCGCAGGAGCAACCUCUAUUGCUACGUGUACGUCGCUCUAUGGAACCGAACUUUGCCGAUAUGCCAUGGCAACUACGAUAUAUUGGCCAGCCCGAAUUAGGCGAUAAAUCUCGGCCCACAAUUGUACGAAGCAGCAUCGAUAUUGCUACUAGCAACACUGUGGUGGAUUUCCUCACUGAACUGGGCUGUAAAUUGGAUUAUGAAUAUAUUACUCGUGGUUACAUAUUUCGCAAAGGUCGAAUGAAGAUUAUUGUUUCAAAGAUUAUCAAAGUAAAUCAAAUGAACAAAGUGCCAGAAUCUGUACCGGAUUAUAUAACACCGAGUUAUCUGGUAGAGCUAAGUGUGCUAGCUCCAAGUGGACAAGAUGCCAUAGCAGAAGACAUGAGAGUAUUUGCGGAACAACUACGACCUUUGGUGCAAUUGGAGAAGAUAGAUUACAAGAGAUUAGUACAUUAAUUAUGAGAUUUUUAUCGGAAAAAAAUAUGGAGCAUUUUGAAUAAAUUGUAAAGUUGAAUAUUGGAUGGUCAAAUUGAAAAUAAAUGUCGCAAUUAAAAUAAUUAGGAGAAUAAAAAGUAAUUAAAAGAGGAAAUUUUUUAAAUACUUUUUUAACAAUCAUAGUUUUAGUAUUUAUUAUAAUCUAACGGGUAAAAUUUUUCCAUUUUACGUUUUAACUUGACUCAUCACGAUUUAUAAAAGAUGCUCUGUACUUAUUCAUUGAGCUUUCUCUCAGAUUUCUUAAUUUGGCAUGAAGAAUUUAUUUCUAUCUUUUAUAAAAUGUAAAAUUAGUAUAGAGAACUUAAAAAUAAUAGCUAUAUCUAUAAAGACUA
Messenger RNA from Linepithema humile (Argentine ant), 1270 nucleotides. It is a transcript of the gene MED18, whose product is annotated as mediator complex subunit 18. Gene Ontology annotation, cellular component: core mediator complex; mediator complex. Gene Ontology annotation, molecular function: transcription coregulator activity. Gene Ontology annotation, biological process: termination of RNA polymerase II transcription; regulation of transcription by RNA polymerase II. NCBI's taxonomy places the organism in Eukaryota, Metazoa, Arthropoda, Insecta, Hymenoptera, Formicidae. The record is from RefSeq and is a predicted model, not a curated record.